UUCUGCGAAUCGGACGUGUCGGUAAGCCAGACUUGCGCCAUCCGUGGUUUGGGCCAUAGCAAAAACACGUUUACGAAACUUACGUCGUCAUCUCGUUCUGUCCCGCGCGCGUAAACCAAGUCAAAAGAGAAGCGAAAACAAAAAGCUGGCCUAAAGAGGCGGGCAGCAAAACAAACCGAAAGCAAAAAACCAUUGCCAUCAGCAUUAUCAACGCGCAUAAUGGAAAUGGCGCCCCUAACAAUCAUGUAAAAUUGGUGUAAAAUGCAGACGAGAUGGAGCCCCGGCAUAAAGGAAAUGGGAAUCGUGCGAAAGGCAAUAACACAUCAAAUUGGUAUUAGAAGCUGUUACUCUGACGCCCCGCGUUAACUAUAUAUAAAAAGGGGGCGUGGCUGCAGUGAAACAAAUUGCAGGAGGCGGAAAAGGAGCAGGAGAAGGACCAUCAACCGCUGCCUGCCUGUCGCUGGUUGCAACAUAAAAGUCAAUUAAUGUACAAUUACAACAACAUCGGGAACACCAGCAACAGGAUAGGCAACUGGCUGCAAAAGGCAACGAAAGGAGAAGGACCAGAGGCGGACGGAGGAGGAGCAGAAAUUACUGCAAAUUACACGCAACGAGUCCUGAAAGCUGCGGUCCAAGUUGGAGCAAGAGCUGGAAGCCGAUUGGACCGAGGAGGAUGAGGAGUCGGUGUACCAGAACUUAGAGCUGGUCCCAUCAACGCCACCGGUACCACUACCACCGCCUCCCAGUCACCACCACCGCCAUCACCACAAUCACCAUCAUCGCCAUCAGCCACUCCACUGCCAACUAUUGUCCAGCGAAAACGAAAAGGACAACUACGAGGACGACGACGAAGGCGGCGGCAACAAAAUGACUUUCGUUAACAAGCUGAGCAAAAGCUUCCGCUGGCUGCGCUGCUCGACAUUGUGCGCAAUUUUGUUUUAUAUGUUCUUCAUUGGCCUGAUCCUGCACAGCACCAGCACCAGGCUGCAGCAGCAGCUGAAGGAGCAGGGAAGCAGUAGCAGCAGCAGCAGCAGCAGCAGCAGCAGUAGCAGCAUCACGCAGGCAGACACAAAAGUGGCGCCCAACGUGGGGCAUAAUGGCGCCCAACGAUGGCCAAAUUCGCUGCAGGAACUGGAGCAGCAACAAAAACACGAGGCAAAGCUGAGGUCUCAGCCCGUGGCAAACAAUUUGGAUCCGGGGAACGAGUAUCCCCAACACCAAGCCGAAUAUAAGCCCCCUCCACAAAAAGUGCAAAGUGCGGCUGCCAGCAAUGCCAGCAAAUCCCCUAACCAGCCAGAAACAGUUAUUUUAGCGGCCAGCAAUGUGAAUGAGAAGCAAAUACUGGCAAAAGCUUUCAAACGGGCCGAUCGCAAUCAUGAUGGCAUUUUGUCCAUUCAGGAGAUGGGCCAGUACAUCAACCGACGGAUCGUGGAGCACAUUGAUGAGGCGAUCAUGAACAAUGCCCGAGAAUUCCGUCGCGUGGACAUCGGACCCGCCGACGGACUUAUCACCUGGGAUGAGUACCACCGCUUCUUCCUCAGGGAGCACGGCAUGACGGAGGCGGACAUCGAUGAGCACGACGAGAUCAGGCACACGGCGCUGAAUCGCCGGGCCAGGGAGGACAUGAUGAGGGACAAGGCCCGCUGGUCGGAGGCGGCUCGAACCGAUCUCUUCACCCUGACCAUCGAUGAGUACUUGAGUUUCCGCCAUCCCGAGUCCAGUGUGUCCAAUCUUUUGGAACUGGUCGAUGAUCUGCUGCGCCAGUUCGAUCAGGACGGGGACGAUCAGCUAACCCUGGAAGAGUUCUCCGAUCUGAAUGUGGACGAUGAUGAUGACCUGAUGCGCAAAUCUCUGAUUUCCAAGACCCUGGUGGAGCGGCGAGAGGAGUUCAAGCGGAUUAUCGACAAGAACCACGACGGCAAGGCAGAUCGGGGAGAGCUCCUUAACUAUGUGAAUCCGAAGACCCCACGCUAUGCUCUCCAGGAGGCGGCCACUUUGUUCAGCCUGUGCGACGAGAACAAGGACGAGCUACUGACCCUAAAGGAGAUGACUGACCAUGCCGAGAUAUUUCUGCAAUCCAAGAUGAUCGAUACGGCAAACAGUUUUCACACAGAAUUCUAGUUUUACUCUUCACCAUCACUUACCCCUUUGAGCAUUUAUAGUGAUAUUAAUUUGUAAGUUCUUGCACCUAAAGAUUAGCUAAUUUAGUAUCAAAGCGUGCUUUUUGUUAAUAUUUUUUAUGAACCACUAAGAUCCGAUGUAAAGCAUUAAAAAACGAAAAUCAUUUCAAUAAUUAACUUAUAAGAAUGCAAAGCAAACAAUAUUUGACACAAAUAAUCCAAAUAAAUAUACGUAAUUGUAUAGAA
This is a messenger RNA of Drosophila subpulchrella, 2366 nucleotides long. RefSeq names its product 45 kDa calcium-binding protein (gene myd). The record is from RefSeq and is a predicted model, not a curated record. Gene Ontology annotation, biological process: calcium-ion regulated exocytosis. Gene Ontology annotation, cellular component: endoplasmic reticulum. Gene Ontology annotation, molecular function: calcium ion binding. The transcript has 4 exons. Bases 868 to 2121 code for a protein of 417 amino acids. Lineage: Eukaryota; Metazoa; Arthropoda; Insecta; Diptera; Drosophilidae.